Molecule: messenger RNA, 3639 nt
Organism: Diaporthe citri
Lineage: Eukaryota; Fungi; Ascomycota; Sordariomycetes; Diaporthales; Diaporthaceae
Exons: 2
Coding region: 1-3639 (1212 amino acids)
Molecular function (GO): protein binding
Source: RefSeq, a predicted model, not a curated record
AUGGCUCCGAAUGCCACCAAGGGGAGAAACUACCUAGACCAGCUCGACAAUGCACGAUGCGAGGGCGACUGGGAGGCUGUCCCAGAGCUAAUCCGCAAGGUGCGCAAGCAUGCGCCAAACCGCGCCUGCCUCGCCCUGACCGCCGAAAUUGAACACGGCAUCGUCAAGUCCACCAAGUCCCAGAAGCCCGCACGACCUGCUACUGCCGACUCUGGCAAUGUUUCCGCCACGGAGAUUGAGGUGGCAACGCAUCUGCCCAAGGUUCUGACUCUCAUCGACGAGGAGCACACAUACGCUGAGGACAGGUUCCAGGCCCAAGUCUGUGUGGGGUGGCUGCACUGGGUCGUUGGAGAAUACAACCUAGCAUUCGUGCGCCUGCCUGAGGGCCUCGAAGAGAACCAGGUGGAGAGCUUGGACAAUAUCUCAGAGUGGACGAGGGUCUGCAUGUUGAAGUCCGCUUACCUGCGGGCCAAUUGCCUGGCGCGCAACGGGAAGGAGGUCGACGCCCUCUCUGUCUUCGAGGCUGCAAUCCCACCGAGCUCCUUUCCAUGGAGCAGCCAGACGGCCAAGAAAGAGCUUCGGUACUGGUCUGAGCUGUUCCUGACGGAAUACUGCAUGCUAUCUAACGGAUGUCGUGGCAAGGGAGACGUCUCGCUGGAAGACGAUAAUUCGCUGGCAGGCUUCCGGUCUUGGGCGAGGUGGUGGGAUGGAUCGAAAGGGUCAACCCUGGCUGGUGGCUUCGGUUUCAAAGGAUCGGUACCGCGACGCCGUAUAUGGUUCGAAUAUUACGAGGCCUUGUCGACAAUCUUACAGGAAGACCUUGCCUACCCUACGAAACACAUGUUUCCUGCGGAAAGCGAGCCAUCGACAAGGGGCCAGCUGCUGGUUGAGUUGAAGAGGACAGAGACCGCAUUCGAGGCCCUCUUGCUCAACGAAACAACCUUCCCGAAGGCUGAUGAGGACAGAGAAGAGGUCGAGCUCUUCGUAGAGAUGUUUAUGCGGAACUGGACCAUUCUUACCGGUCGUGGAUGGAGCGAAAGGGAUCUGGGCCAGGGAGGCAAGGCGGGUCUAAGUGCGUCUACUCUUGAGAUGCUGUACCGCGCAUCGACGAAAACAUUUCAUUCGACUGCGAUACUAAGGAACCUGUUCCUGGUUCAUCUUUCCGUGGCAGAGUUCGACCUGGCUCUGAAGGCAUUUGACUCGUACCUCGACAUUGUCCAGAAAGGCAAGGCUCGGGUUGAGAAAACAGGGCACGAAGAAAAGACCCUCGAUGACGAUGCGACUGUACUCGAGACAAUAUGUUUGUGCAUCUCGGUGCUGAGCCGUUUUGGUGAGAGGGAGGCAGCUGAUAGGGCGAAAGAUCUGGCCUUGGAACUUGAGCACUGGCUUGGAAAGAUCGAGUCGCCCGUGCCGAGUGGUGCUAUGGCUUCCGUCAGAGAAGAUGGAGGUAGGUCUUCGGCCACUGGAGAUCGCGUGCCAGCCAAGAUCCUGGCUCUGGCAUGGCAGUCUAUCGGGUUGGCCCAGGCGCAAUGGGCUCGCACAACCUUCGACCCGUCAUCUCGAACAGAUGUACAAAAGAAGGCCAUAAGAUCAUUGCGUACCUCCCUGUCAGCAGACUUCGCCACCUCUGCGGAUGUCCGGGGUGUGUUUGCGCUUGGACUGCUUCUUGCCGAGCAGAGGGAGCUCACUACCGCCAUUGAGCUUGUGAAGACAGCUCUUCUAACGAGAGCACCGGGCGACGAGAUGCUGGUUCUGCAUAACGGCCCAUUCUGGCGUGAAAGAUCGCUCAUCCCACUCUGGCAUCUCCUGUCGCUGUUGCUUAGUGCCAGACAGGAAUAUGUGCUGGCAGCUAGGACCUGCGAGUGCGCCUUCGAACAGUUCAGAGACCCUGUUGUGCUCUUCGGGCGCCAGGCUCAGUUCAAGAGCGACCACCUAAAUGAGGCUGACAAGGACCCUGAUGCGAGCCAAGGCCUGGUUGAUGAGAUGGAUGAUUUUGAAAAGGAGAAUAUUCUGGAAAUCAAAAUGACCCAACUGGCAAUUGUCGAGGUCGUUGAGGGGCCGAGAGUUGCUGUCAAUGCCAGCCUGGAACUGUUGACUUUGUUUUCGCGCUUGUUCGGCAGCGUGCAGUCGAAGCAAAGUCUUGAACCGCCAAAGCCGGCAGUCCUACCAAGGACCUCGGGCACUUUCCGGAGCAUUAGGAGUGGCAUUUUUGGUAAUCGGAAUAGUCGCGCGGACAGACGAGACAGUAACGGCACAGUACGAGCACCCGAUGAGAACACGGAAUCGACUCAGCAACGCCCACAAACACAACAGACCAUACAAACUAUCAGCCGAGCACCCACGAUUCAGGUUACGCAAGAAAACGGCAGUCCCCGGGCGCGCAGGAAAUCGACUAGCAACGAGAAGCGGAGCGAGUCUGCUACAAGGAACUCGCUGCGUAAACGAGAGAGCCAAGGGGCCAGACGGCGCGCAGCGAGCACGGGGCCGACUCCGCAUGUCGCGACAGUCGUUGACGGGGAAACAUUUUACACGCCCAUGCCCGGCCCUGAGGGCCUGCAGGCGUCCGAUUUCUUCACCUUCGCCAACAAGCGCAACCCACUGUCGCGGCCGUCGUCUGCUAGCCGAGCAAACUCGCAAAUGUCCGACUGGUCGGCCCGGCCGCCCGCUCCAGAUAUGUCUGGGAUCGCACUGGAGGGCAUAGAGCCUGUUGGCGCGGUAUUGCCGGUGAUACAGUUUGACAAAGACCAGGUGAAGGCGAGGAGAAGUGCUAUCCUGCUGAAGGUUUGGCUCAUGAUCGCCGGCUUCUAUCGCAGGGCUGAGAUGUAUGAUGAUGCCAAGGGCGCUGUCAACGAAGCACAGAAGCUUGUCCAAGCGAUGGAGUCGGAUAUGGGUAAGGCCUCGUCAGACAGUGGCAAGAAGUCACCGGGCUCUUCAUCACUCAGAAAACCCGGUUGGGCCGGCCAAAAGUCCAUCGAGGAGCUGUGGGCCGAUGUGUGGAAUGAGAAUGCCCGUCUCCAGAUCGAAAAGGGAGACGUAGACGCCGCGCGCAAGGACUUUGAAGCUGCUCUCACGCAUUUCCCUGACCACCCUGGCGCCAUUGUGGGACUAUCCAAUAUUUUGCUUGAUCUCUACUGCGAGAAGACAGUGCCACCUCCGGCCUUCCCGCGUCUUGAUCUCGUCGGCGGAUCUGACGCAAUGCCUGGCACGGAUCAAAGCACAGAAGAGGUCGUGUUCCCAGAGCGAAAGCAAGCAGACUCGCCCAAGCCUCUUCCCACAGGGCCCCUGGGUCUCGGCGCCUUCAGGCCACAGAAGCAAGAGCCAUCGAAGCAACCCAGCCUGCCCAAGAGCCCGACCUCGCUCCAUCACGAAAGCCACCUUGAGCCGCCGUACAAGGCGGCUUCGAUACCGCAAGUAGACCGACUCGCUUCCCGUGACAGAGCUUACGGGCUGCUGUCGAACCUCACGAAACUAGGAACCGGGUGGAACUACUCAGAGGCGUGGUUUGCGCUCGCAAGGGCGUACGAGGAGAGCGGGCAGCUGGACAAGGCCAAGGACGUACUGUGGUGGUGCGUUGAGCUGGAGGAGGGGGUCGGUGUGAGGGAGUGGGAUUGUGUUAACACAGGAGGAUACGUCCUGUGA